CUACUGAAAUUAAAGAGGACUAUUCAUGCUCAUAUGAUCUCAGGAGUUGAUUGUGACCUAAGUAAAUCAACGGAAUAUGUUAAACAGAAAAUAAACCAAUUAAUCUUUGUAGUGUAAGAUGCAUAUUAGAUAAGAUGGCUUCUUUGUGCUUAGAGAUGCGGCCUCUUGCUCUCAAGAACACCUUUGCUGAGCAAUCUUUUAAUUAAAAGUUUGAAGUAUAUGUUUCUUGACUGGUCUGGUACUGGCUACCUCAUAUAAGAUGCUGGCUACCUCAUAAUACAUCAAAUAUGAUGGUCUGGAAAUGGUUCAGAUUGAGUGGGCUCCUCUCCAACCUAGUUCCUUUCUUUCUUAAACUGUAUGAUGUUGUUUUAGGCAUGGAUUUUUUUUAACAAAAGACUUUUACAGUAACAGCUUCAUCCUGCAUAUGUUCACAGAGAAAUUUCUAUUGUAUCAUCAGAGGGGUUGCUUCUCAAUUAGGUCUGCAUCAGAUCACAUCCUUUGGUAUGAAACUUUCUCGGAGGGUCAGCCAUACGAAAAGAAACCACGACAAUGACGGUGAAGGGAGCUUCCAGUCUGCUCCGUAAAACAGAAGCCUCAUCGUAUGAUCUAACAAGCCUCCACCAGAUGGAGCAGCCUGCCAUUACUAGGCGAUAACGGAGAAGCACUCUGUACGUGCUCAGAUGCAUCCCCGCUCAAUCUCCAACAGUACUACUCACUGAAAACAGGCGCCAAGAAUCGCUUCCAAGUAAACACAAGAAAGCAGUUAUUUAAGGCCGACAACAAUAACCUAAUUGAUUUAUCCAAGCCGGUGAGGAAAGAUGGGUCGUUGCGAGGGGCGUAGCUAUUAAUAACGGCCCCUCAAGCAUCAGCUGCUCCCCUCCCUCAAGGAGUUGAUGUGAAAGCAUCAUUGUCCAGACACCGCCUGCGUGCCUCUCUCACAAACCCACAACGCUUGGGCCUUCAGGUUUGAGCUUCAGAAGCCUUUCUGCCGCCAAAGGGAAAGCUUCCCACCGACAAGAAGAACGGAAAGAAAGGGAACGGACAUGAUGGCGGCAGCCGCGGCCGGAUAUGCGUGUCCGCCUCCUUCUGCUGUGGGCUGCUGCUGACGCCGCCACCGGCGCAGCUGACUCCGGGCGGGCCCAGCCUCGAAAAAGGAGCCAUGCAGCGGUUAACUGUGGAGAGGAGCUGCGAGAGGAGAGGCUGCGCUUCCCUGCCCGGCCAUGUAGAGGGGGCCCGUCCCGCUUAGUCCAGCCUGGGAGACAAGCGGCCGCCUCCGUCGGAGGAGAAGGGAAGGGAGGGGAGGAGGGGAGGGGGAAGAAGCGAGAGAAAGCCUGAGAAGGGAGGAGGCGGCGGCAGCAGCAGCUGCGGGGCUCCUGCUGCCUUGUAGGGUGAGAGGGUCGCCGGGGUGAAGCCUUGGGGCGCCAUGGAGGACAUCAACUCUAACGUGAACGCGGAUGCCGAAGUGCGGAAGCUUCAGGAGCUGGUGAAGAAGCUGGAGAAGCAGAACGAGCAGCUUCGCAUUCGUAGUGCUGGUGGGGCGCCGGGCGGCAGCCCGAAACGGCUCCUCAGUAGUAGCGGCGGCGGCGGCGGNNNCGGGCCCAGGCGGCCUCCCCCGAGCGAGGAGAAUGGAGGCAGCGGCGGCGGCAGCUUGGCCCCCGCAGAGGCGGCAACAGCAGCAGCCGGGGGAGCCGGGGAACGUGCCGGCCUGCUGGACGAAGUGGAGCCCCUGCGGCCCGACGAGCUGGAGCGGCUGGCCGGCUGCGAAGAAGACGAGACGGGCUGGUUGUAUACGUCACCAAAAAAGAAAGUGACCCCAGUGCAAAAAUCUAUUAGUCCACUGGUUUGGUGCAGGCAAAUACUGGAUUAUCCGACACCAGAUAUUGAAUGUGCUAAAAAAUCAUUGAUCCACAGACUUGAACAAACAAUGUCAGCCCUUAAGAGACAUGGCCUUUACAGUAAUCCCUUCAGCAGUGUCAACUACGCAAAUUCCUACAGUCCAAAUGCAGGCAGCCCAUACAGCAGUAGUUUCAACUCUCCUUCCUCCACACCAGUGAAACCUCCUUUAGUAAAGCAACUCAUACUUCCUGGCAAUGCAGGUCAUUUCAAAAGUUCAACAGAUAGAAAUCCUCCACUAAGUCCACAGUCCUCUAUUGAUAGUGAAUUAAGUGCUUCAGAAAUGGAUGAGGACUCAAUUGGAUCAAAUUACAAAUUAAAUGACUUAACAGAUGUACAAAUUUUAGCCCGGAUGCAAGAGGAAAGUCUCCGGCAAGAAUAUGCUGCAACUGCUUCUCGGCGUAGCUCUGGUUCUUCAUGCAGUUCAAUGAGACGAGGUACAUUUAGUGACCAGGAACUUGAUGCACAGAGUUUAGAGGAUGAAGAAGACAGCUGCCACCAUGCAGUGCAUCCAGCUGUUAACCGGUUUUCUCCGUCACCACGGAAUUCACCACGGCCUUCACCAAAGCAGUCACCAAGGAAUUCUCCUAGAUCUCGAUCGCCAGCUAGAAGUAUAGAAUAUAGUCGAGUGUCACCCCAACCUAUGAUUAGUCGAUUGCAGCAGCCUCGUCUUUCUCUCCAAGGCCACACCACUGAUCUACAGACUAGCAGUGUCAAAAACGAAGAAAAACUAAGACGUAGUCUUCCAAACCUGUCCAGGACAUCUAACAUCCAAGUUGAGUCUGUGAAAAACAGUAGAAGUGACUCAAACUUUCAAGUGCCAAAUGGAGGAAUACCUCGUAUACAACCUCAGACCUCUGCCAUUCCUUCUCCCAGUAAAUUCCGAUCCCCAGCAGCACCAUCUCCCUUGGCUCUGAGACAGCCAGUAAAAGCAUUUAGUAACCACGGACCUAGCCCUGCUGUCCCAGAAGCCGUCCAACUUCCACACAGCAGCUCCUCACCAGGUCAGUUAGCAGCUCCCACUUCAGUCUCUCCAAGCCCAGCCAGCAACAUCAACAGUACAACACUUACAAGACCUGCAGGGACAACAGCAAUGAGGAGUGGUUUGCCAAGACCUAGUGCCCCUUCUACUGGGGGCAUACCAGUGCCUCGCAGUAAACUUGCACAGCCCGUUCGCAGAACCUUACCAGCUCCCAAAGCCUAUAGCAACAUGAAAGAUGAGAGCUGGAAGGACGGCUGCUACUAAGCUACAUUACUCAGCAGGUACUCCUUCACCAGGCUAAACGACAGAUCAAUAUGCAGACUGAUCAGAUAAGACUUUUGGGGUUUGUAAAUCCCUAGACCUCUGUCCUUAAUUAGCACAAGCUGGCAGAGAUUAUAAAACAGCACUUUAAUGACAUUAACAUCAGAUACUUGGUGAUCACUCAAAUCACUUUUACAUGAAUUGCUUUUCACCUCUGGAGCGCCGUUUCCCCCUAUUUCUUAAAAAUUGUUAUAAAUGCUCACACAGCUACAAUAGCCUACAUCCAGCCAGACACCUCAAAAUGCCAAAGAAAUACUAAUUGUGAAAAAGCAGCAUGUAGAGUGGUAAGCAAAUUGUUUCUAAAACAUGCAUUACUUGAUUUGAUUCAAGGUUUUUGGAGAUGUAAUUUGUAAACAAUAACAUAUUAGUCAAAAAUUGGAUUGCAAAGUGCUACUGUGCUAGUGAGAUUUUUUAAAACAAUUGUAGAAAAUUUUGAUGGAGAAAUUGUUGAAUUACAGCAGUUCCAUUUAGUACAUUUGUCUGUGGAGUAUCACUAAAGAAGUGGUAGGGAAGCCAUGUCACUGGUCUAUAACAAUCUAGAUUCAGUAACUCUCCCAAAAUUGGGUACCUCUGCUUAUGAUGACUUGACAUAUCUGAUUUUGUGUAAUUUUUUUAUUGCCAAAAGGGCUUAGUAUCAGUUGUACAAUCUUUCCAGCUCUAGCAGUUCCUGGCUCAGGAAAAAAUGGCCUUUGCUCUAACAGCCACAUUUUUACAUAAUAACACACUAUUUUGAAAAGUUAUUUUUAGAGCAUGUUUCCUUGAAAAGGAAAAAGAUAGUAUCCAUUAAUCACAGCACAGUGCUUGUAGCCUGGAACUUAACUGAACACACCAGUAGCUAAAAUGAAGAAAAGACAACUAUGCACCUACAACCUAGAGAUUCUAAGGAAAUGAGCUGUACUGUUGAUACCAAAUGAUAUAUUCAUGUGGGCAACGUUUCAUGGUAAGAGGGAGUCUUCUUUAUCUUGUUCUUUUUUAAGAAAAAAAUUCCUAAAAUAAUUUGUUGUUAAUUGUAAAUAUUUCUGCUGAAGUUAUUGCCCAUGUCAGUAUGUUAACUAUGUACUUGCCUUACAGUUGUAUUUUUACAUUGUUGGUAAAAAAACAUGUUUUUUAAAAAAAUAUCCUGCCACAUAUGUUUACAACAUGUUUAGCUCUUGUAGUAGCUGUCAGGCUAACCAAUACUCACUACUGUUUUUGCCUAUCCUUGUUGGCAGUGUCUCCUACCAAACAUUAAAACUGCUACAAUUAAAACCCCACCCCAACCACUUCUAUAGUUUUUGUGCUGUGUUAGAAGAUUGAAAGUGUGUUACAUGAAAAUAGAUUGCAAGGAGGGAAAAACCACCUCCAUUAUAAGGGAUGAAUAGACAGUCUCUCAGUAUAACAUUUGGCUAAGAGUGUCCAGCACUUAGAAAUUGUGGAAUGAAAAAAAAAAGAAGUUAGUCAGGAUACCUUUUCUGUAAUGACUGUGAAGAAUCCAGCAGGCUCUCUUGGAGUGCAUGGUAGGUUGCCUUUUAAACUCAUGCCUGCCUGCCUGCCUCUUUAAAUGUGCUUUCUAGACCUUACAACAAAGAGUGAUUGGUUUGGAAUUUCAGUCCUUAAAUUAUUAGCUAGUCUUCAUAGAUUAGUGGAUAAAAAGCCAUGCAAUUAUUACUUGAAUUGGAAAAGUGAACAGGAUAGAUAGGACCAGAUAUUGGCGCUAGCAGUCUUCACCACUUGUGAGCAACAUUUUAUUGGUUAAAUGCAGGGCCAUUUUUAUGACUAUGUAAGAAGUUAUGGUAUUCCUAUUAUAGGAAUCAACAGGUGCUGAUUUAUAAAGGCACAGCACAGGAUAUGCAUAAGUCACUUGCCAAGAAAGAUACAUGAAUGGUGUGCCACCUUCUGAUUCCCAGCAUAAUCGUAUGUUAGAAAUAGACAUGUACAGCAGCAUUUCCCACACUGUAUUUUUAUACAGUGGAUGAUUUCCAGUGCUAUAAAUUCCAGUCAUGGCAUGGGAACUGAUGCCCUUCUAACUGUGAAUGCUACUGCUAAACAUUUUCAUCUGGUAUGUCUUCCAGAGUCAAUAUAACAUAUAGGAAAACAGAGACAGGGAGUAAUAGAGCUGUGUUGUGCAGAGCAGAAAAUACAUAGUUCUCAGAUAUUUUAGGUAAAUCUACCUAGUCUCAUUUUUAAAACUUUUAAACUCUAGCAAAGUAGAUCUUUCAGUCUUCAGAUAUAAAUUCUAAUUUGUGCUUUAAUUAGGAAAAUAUUUAACUGAUUUUGUUUUAUUUUUUUAAAAACACAGAUGUUGCCUUUUUAACCAAGUUACAUCAUCCUAUUUUAUAAUCUACUGUUUUUAUAAAACUCAGCUAUUUAAUCAUUUUUGAAGAUGUCUUGAGUUCUGGAAACAUCCUGCUGCUACAUCAUAAUAAACAUCCUGCGAAUAUAAAUUCCUCAAAGAAAAAACUGCCAGUUUACUGAGGGAGAUUCUGUGCAUUAACAGUUUAUUUGAUUAUGAGGACAUCUAGGACUUUCUGUGUUUAGAGGUUUGGAUAUAUUGAAAAAGUGUGGAAACAUGAAUUUGAUAAACUAGUGCCUAUGAUUUACUUAAUUUAUGUUUGUUAAUAGCUGUAAGGGUUUAUGAAUGUGGAUUAUUUUUUGUGCCAACAACUCAGAAAUGUUGUAUGUAUGUAGCCAGAAGAGAAAGGAGUUCUGCUUCCAAAGUUAUUUAAUUUUUCCUCAAUGUUUGAAUGUUUUUGUAAGUGUUAAUUAAAAAGUGUAAAAAAGGAAAGGUAUAAAUAUUCUUACCACAA
This is a messenger RNA of Pogona vitticeps (central bearded dragon), 5982 nucleotides long. NCBI's taxonomy places the organism in Eukaryota, Metazoa, Chordata, Lepidosauria, Squamata, Agamidae. The record is from RefSeq and is a predicted model, not a curated record.